Molecule: messenger RNA, 1533 nt
Organism: Spodoptera littoralis (African cotton leafworm)
Lineage: Eukaryota; Metazoa; Arthropoda; Insecta; Lepidoptera; Noctuidae
Source: the annotation of a GenBank genome assembly
AUGAUUCUAAAGUCGUCAGUGGGAUUUUUAAUAUUGUUGAUUUCGUUGUGUGAAUGUAAAACGGCACACACUCGACAUGAAGUCAGGAAGUUCCCUGAAGGCUUCCUGUUUGGGACAUCCACAGCAGCAUACCAAGUAGAGGGCGGCUGGGAUGCAGAUGGUAAAUCAGAAAACAUCUGGGACCAUAUGACCCACAAUAAUCCAUGUGUGAUAUUCGACUGCUCAAAUGGGGACGUCGCUGGCGACUCUUAUCACAAUUAUAAAAGAGACGUGGAAAUGAUGAGGGAAUUAGGCCUCGAUUUCUACAGAUUUUCUCUCUCCUGGACUCGUAUUUUACCAACCAGUUUUCCUGAUCGUAUUAAUGAAGCUGGAGUGCAAUAUUACAAUAACUUGAUUGAUGAGAUGCUUAAAUACAAUAUUGAACCGAUGGUUACUCUUUAUCACUGGGACUUGCCGCAAAGGCUACAGGACUUGGGAGGUUGGACUAACCCACAUGUGGUUGACUGGUACGCAGAUUACGCUCGUGUUGCAUUUGGCCUGUUCGGUGACCGAGUAAAGUAUUGGAUAACUAUCAACGAACCCAGAGAAGUCUGCUAUCAAGGUUAUGGAGCAGACACUAAAGCUCCUGCAGUGAACUUCAAAGGUUUAGGCGAGUAUUUAUGCGCCAAGAAUCUGCUGCUAGCUCACGCAAAAGCUUAUCACAUUUAUGAUGAAGAAUUCAGACCUAAACAUAAGGGAUCCAUCUUUAUUUCACUUAGCGGUCAAUUUUAUGAGCCAGAGAGCGAGGAAUAUAUUCAGGCUGCUCAUGAAUCUAAUCAGUUUGAGUGGGCUAUUUACGCUCAUCCCAUUUUCACCGAGACCGGUGGUUUCCCUCCGAUUGUUAAAGAAAAGGUUGCAGCUAAAAGUGCAGAGCAAGGCUUGUUCAGAUCACGGUUACCUGAGUUCACACCAGAGGAAGUAGAAUAUGUGAAGGGGUCUUCCGACUUCUAUGGACUGAAUCACUAUACAACGUACUUGGUGUACAGAAAUGAGUCUGCGAUAGGCCGUUAUGAUGUUCCUUCAUUCUAUGAUGAUAUGGGUAAUGUGCAUUACCAGCCUGAUGACUGGGAACGUGGUGCGUCAGGAUUCCUUAAGGUCAUUCCAUGGGGUUUCUACAAGCUACUGACACAAAUCAGGAAUGAUUACAACAACCCUCCAGUGUUGAUUACUGAGAAUGGGUAUUCGAGCUUCGGAGGUUUAGAUGAUGACAAUCGCAUUUCGUACCUGAGACAGUACAUCAGCGCCAUGUUGGAUGCCAUGGAUGAGGGGUCAGACAUCAGGGCCUACACCGUCUGGAGUCUCAUGGAUAACUUCGAGUGGAUGCGAGGAUACAGUGAACGGUUCGGUCUGUACGAAGUGGACUACGAGAGCCCCGAGCGCAAACGUACGCCGCGCAAGUCCGCCUUCAUGUACAAGGAGAUGGUGCGCACGCGCAGCCUCGACUGGCACUACGAAACCGACACCAUGACCAUGACAAUCGAUGACGGACACUGA